Molecule: messenger RNA, 1580 nt
Organism: Crotalus tigris (Tiger rattlesnake)
Lineage: Eukaryota; Metazoa; Chordata; Lepidosauria; Squamata; Viperidae
Product: DNA damage-inducible transcript 4 protein-like
Exons: 1
Coding region: 739-1407 (222 amino acids)
Biological process (GO): response to hypoxia; apoptotic process; negative regulation of TOR signaling
Cellular component (GO): cytoplasm
Molecular function (GO): 14-3-3 protein binding
Source: RefSeq, a predicted model, not a curated record
AAUUUUAAGUCAAGCCAUGGAAAGACUUGAUAAUUUAUGGUUGCAUUAUGUAUUUGGGUUUUUUUUGCCUAAUCUGUGAAUCAUUCAUUUGAAAGUUUUCAUGUCUGAAGUGAUACGGGUAUUCCAUUUAAUGUUUGAUCUUAAGUAGCUUGUUCACAUAUGCAAAUUAUUCCUUGAUGUUUACAUAUAAAGACAUGAAAUUUAAUGGCACAGUUCAGGUAAUUAGUUAUAAUUACUAUUGGUUUCAUGGAUGGUCCUUAAAGACAUAGCAUUUUUCUAUUGAAUUUUAGAUCUGAUCCUGUUAUAAAGGUUUUGAAAACUUUGAUUUGAAAACUUUGUUUUCAAAUCAAAUGAGCAUCCUUAAUUACCAGAGAAGUAGAGUGUGGAACUAGCACCAGAAAUUUAGAAAGAGCUAAUGUUUGACAGAGUAAGUAGGGAAUCAGUUGAGGGAAGUUAGCCCAGAGAAGGAAAUAUUAAAAAGGGCAGGAAGGCAGUGCCAAGAAAAGGGCAAAGGGAGAACUGGGAGGGAAGUGAAGCUUUGGAUUGACAGGCUUCUUUUUUUAAAAAAAACUGAAUUGUUCUUUAUACGCCUUGUUACGAUUCAGGGUUUCUGCUGCUAGUACUGAGAAGGGUUGGGGUUUUUUUGCACACACUCGACAGGCGUCCUGCAAGCUGAGUCGUUUCUCCGGCCGCCGAUUCCAGCCUCCAACCUGCAAGCCCGGCGCUCCGUCGAGGAAGAUGUCAGUGUCCUGGGACAGCUUCCCUUCGUUGCCUCCCAUUCCGGAGCAGAGGGAGAACCCGGCGCCUGCCUUUUCCUGGGAGAAGAGCGCCUACGAAGAAGUGGUUAGUCGUACCGCCAGGCUGGAGAACUCCGAUUGCGAGUCCCUGGACAGCAGUUUGAGCUCCAAAGGAGAUGCCCAGGAAUAUCUGGAUGAAGUGUCCUUGCCAGACUUUGAUUUGCUAAACGAUCCUGAGGAUGAGCUCUUGUGCGCCAAUCUCAUGAAGCUCAUCCAGGUCACUCUGAACAAAGCCAAGCUCUACUCCAACCGUCCCUCCCGACUCGUCAUGCCCAAUGAGCUGGUCGCCCAAGUGAGCAAGGACCUACUUCACCUGGCUUACCGAGAGCCCUGUGGCUUGAGGGGAGCCCUCAUCAAUCUCUGUGUGGAACAAGGAAAGGCGUGCCACAGCGUGGAGCAGAUUGCUGUGGAUCCAAAGCUGGUGCCUAUUUUCCAGCUGACUCUUGUUCUGAGACUGGAUUCCCGCCUGUGGCCUAAAAUCCAGGGACUCUUUAGCUCCGGUUCUGCUUUCUCUCCAGGCUUCAGUCAGUCCCUGAAGCUCAGCACAGGCUUUAGGGUGAUCAAAAUAAAGUUGUAUAGCUCUGAGCAAUUGCUCAUAGAGGAAUGUUAAAAGUAUCCUCUUAGGUUGGGCCAACUGAGCAUUUACUCUUAAGUUGGGGCCAUUCCCAGCCCAAACUGGGGAGGUAUGUUACCUAAAGGGCUAUGGAGCAUAAGCAGGAAAAUAUAAUUUUCACCAAAAAGAUUUUUAAAAGUAAUUUUUGAAAAGCAGAAACCAAACCUGGC